Fusarium redolens is the source of this 885-nucleotide messenger RNA. RefSeq lists its product as uncharacterized. The record is from RefSeq and is a predicted model, not a curated record. Bases 1 to 885 code for a protein of 294 amino acids. The transcript has 2 exons. NCBI's taxonomy places the organism in Eukaryota, Fungi, Ascomycota, Sordariomycetes, Hypocreales, Nectriaceae.
AUGGUAUACGGUGAUAAAAAUGCGCCCAAUUGUCAAGUCCCGACAGGACUCAGCUCCCUCCCCCGCAAAGACUGCAAUGCCACCAUUCUCAUACUCUUGCCUUUUAUUGUCAAUCAUCUCUCAGCGAUAGUCACCCACCUCACUCUCGGUAAUCGAAAAGCAAGAAAUAAGUUGAAGUUCUGGGAUUACAACCAUCUCAACGGGUCACCGAAAGAUGCCUUAUCAUGGACGCCCUACAACACUUUGGCCACUAUCGCCAUGACAGUAGUACAAUGCGUUGUCAGCGCCGUGGCUGUCAAGGCUUCCGGGCUGAAUGUCAGCAUCGGACCUCUCAUCAUGUUCUACAUGACAAAGCCUCGUGUUGGUUGGGUAGUUGUCAUGUUAUCGUCUUGCUUCUACGAACCUCUCACCGAUACAGCCACCGAUGUACUCUUCCAAGAAUGUGUGCUUGGGGUGUUGACACUUCCUGGUGCGCUGAUGUUCUUGAGGGUCAGUGGUUUUGGCGAGGCGCCCGAUGGCUGUGAUACACUUGACAUGUACGAUACUUAUUCGAUGGGUACAAAUGGUGAUGCCAAUCUUUUCCUGCGCAGUGGCUCAAGCAGCCUUGUGGCAUGCGGUGCGAUACUCUUGUUUGUCGGAAUAUCCAUGCUUUGGAAACGUCGCUUUCUCAAGAGACAUCUCGGCUUGUUGGCCAUGAUUCCCUGUAUUGGCGCAUUUGUGUCUGCUUGGGUUCUCUGGAUCGGCUUUGACUAUGCUGUCAUGAAUGGAGACUUCUGUAUUUCUGGGUCGGCUAUCGGAACUGUAUCUGCUUUGUCUAUCAUUUUCCCCAUUCUAAAUGGUCUUUUGCGUGGCUGGAUUGGAUAUCCCGGAGGAGGCUACUACUAG